Messenger RNA from Podarcis raffonei (Aeolian wall lizard), 3957 nucleotides. It is a transcript of the gene FRZB, whose product is annotated as frizzled related protein. The record is from RefSeq and is a predicted model, not a curated record. Lineage: Eukaryota; Metazoa; Chordata; Lepidosauria; Squamata; Lacertidae. Gene Ontology annotation, cellular component: cytoplasm. Gene Ontology annotation, biological process: canonical Wnt signaling pathway; non-canonical Wnt signaling pathway. The coding region runs from base 804 to 1766 and encodes 320 amino acids. The transcript is spliced from 6 exons. Gene Ontology annotation, molecular function: Wnt-protein binding.
UCCUUCGACGGUGUGGGUGUCCCGCCCGCCACCUCGGAGAGCCAAUCCCUUCACAAGGAUCACCUUUAUUUUAUUUUCUGGCAGCCGGAGGCAGAAACGAGAAAGCAACAGAUGGAGAGGAGCGCGCGCCUGCAACUUUCCAAGGGGAUAAGCAGAAGAGCCAGGGGUGGGAGACGACAAACAGUGACUUAUAACUGAUGGGAGUGGAUGCGAGCCUCAGGUCAUGCAGUUCCUCGCUCCUUCUCGUCUUCCACCCCCCAACAACCUCUUUCCUCCCUUGCAAAGGAACAGAGAGGCGGCGGAGAGGGGUGGGACCAGGAGCGCGCGGCGCAGAAAGAGGAGGAGCCGGGGCUCCUUGGCUAGGAGGUGGAAAGUAAAAAGGGGGCUGAUUCCACCAGCCGCACACAAGCGAAGCCGGUCUCGCCUGUGCAGCCAGCAGCCCGAGCCGAGAUCGACCAGCAGCGCGAUUUCUCUCUCCUCCAAAACUUUUUCUUUGGCGACGUCUCCAAGUCCCUCGGCGCGCCUCUCCAAAGUCGCCUUCCUUACCGAUGUAGAGAAGAGGAGCGCCCACCCCCUGUACCAGCCAGUUCCCUCCGAUUUCCACAGCCCCCCUUUCCUCAACCCGGACUUUUGCAAGAGGGGUCGACCUGGUCCCCGAGGGAGAGAAGGGGGCGGACCCCGGAGGAGUCCCUCCGCCGCGCGGGGUCAGGAAGGAGAGCUCUCUCGGCGGCGCGAGGGUCUUGCCCCGGAGGGGGGCGCCGCCGCGGACGUCUCCGCCGUCGGGCUCCUCCUCGGCGAGGGCGAUGGUGGCGCUGCUGCUGCCGCCGCCCGCCUUGCUGGCCGCCCUGGGCGGGCUGUUGGCGAGCUGGGCGCCGCCGCCGGCCGCGGGCGCGUCGUGCGAGCCGGUGCGCAUCCCGCUGUGCAAGUCGUUGCCCUGGAACAUGACCAAGAUGCCCAACCACCUGCACCACAGCACGCAGGCCAACGCCAUCCUGGCCAUGGAGCAGUUCGAGGGCUUGCUGGGCAUCCACUGCAGCGCCGACCUGCUCUUCUUCCUGUGCGCCAUGUACGCGCCCAUCUGCACCAUCGACUUCCAGCACGAGCCCAUCAAGCCCUGCAAAUCCGUGUGCGAAAGGGCCCGCGCCGGCUGCGAGCCCGUGCUCGUCAAGUACGGCCACGCGUGGCCCGAGAGCCUGGCCUGCGAAGAACUGCCCGUCUACGACCGAGGCGUCUGCAUCUCCCCGGAGGCCAUCGUCACGGCCGAGGGAUCCGAUUUCCCUAUGGAGUCUAAUAAUGGCAACUGUAGAGGCGCCGGCAAUGAGCGCUGCAAAUGCAAGCCAAUAAAAGCAACCCAGAAGACUUAUCUUCGGAACAAUUACAACUACGUCAUUCGAGCUAAAGUGAAGGAGGUGAAGACCAAAUGUCACGAUGUCACUGCAGUAGUGGAAGUGAAGGAGAUACUAAAAUCUUCCUUGGUGAACAUUCCUAGGGACACUGUAAACCUGUACACAAACUCUGGCUGCCUCUGCCCACCUCUCAAUGCUAAUGAAGAAUACAUCAUCAUGGGUUACGAAGACGAAGAGCGCUCGAGGUUGCUCUUGGUAGAAGGCUCCAUAGCUGAGAAAUGGAAGGAUCGACUUGGUAAAAAAGUCAAGCGCUGGGAUCAGAAACUCCGCCAUCCUGGGAAGGGCAGAAACGAACCUGGACAAAGCGAUUCUGCUCAAAAAUCCAGCAGAAGCACCAACCCGCGGCAAAGGCACAACUAGAUGCAACAAUGUCACGUGUCAGGCAAAAAAUAAUAACAGUCCAUGGACUUCUAUAAAUUAAAAGACUUGCCUUGUUGGAGCAGCAAAGAAGAAAUUGCACUAUUGCACGUUGUAUUCUAUUGUUUACUAUGAGAUCAUGUUGUAGUCCAGAUUAGUUUUAUCUUCUUCUUGUGUUUUCUGGCCCCUUGUAUUUGUAGGAGUAUAGACACACAGAAUUUUUUAUUUUAUUUUUUGGUAUAUUAUCCUCACAAAUAUCUGUGGACCAUUUCUAUGAGAGUGGUUUUUUUUUCUUUUUUGAAAAAAUGGCAAAUGUGACACGGUUAGCAGGUGCCAGAGCCACUGUUUGUCCAUAGUCAACUGAAUCUGUUAAUCUGCUCUGAACCCAUGAAAUAUUCAAGUUGCCCCAUUCUUUUCAGCAGAGGGACUUGAUGCGUUCAUGCAUUGCCUUCUAUGCGUAAACCAAGGGUAGGUCACCGCAGAGGUCUGGAAUGGAAACAGUGGCACAGGGUUGGGUCAGAUUACCUUCUCUGUAGGCAAAAGCUACGUGCAGUGAAGGAGUGAGAUUGUGCCUUAUAUGCCCUCUCACCAGGCGCACUGGUGAGAUGCCCCAGCUUGCUGCAAAUUAUUUACAUAGGGCUUAUGCGUCUGAAAUGGGACGUGGGUGGCGCUGUGGGUAAAACCUCAGCGCCUAGGACUUGCCGAUCGCAUGGUCGGCGGUUCGAAUCCCCGUGGCGGGGUGCGCUCCCGCUGCUCGGUCCCAGCGCCUGCCAACCUAGCAGUUCGAAAGCAUCCCCGGGUGCAAGUAGAUAAAUAGGGACCACUUACUAGCGGGAAGGUAAAUGGCGUUUCCAUGUGCGGCUCUGGCUCACCAGAGUAGCUUCGUCACGCUGGCCACGUGACCCGGAAGUGUCUGCGGACAGCGCUGGCUCCCGGCCUCUAGAGUGAGAUGAGUGCACAACCCUAGAGUCUGUCAAGACUGGCCCGUACGGGCAGGGGUACCUUUACCUUUACCUUAUGCGUCUGAAAUUCAGUAUGUGCAGGCCCCAAGUGUAUAUCAUUCCAGGCUGGGGAGAAACUGUGUGAUUCAGUCCUUUGUGCCACUGAGAUCUGGGCCGGACGGUGCAUUUUAGUUCCCCUACAGUGCUCGGCACCUAUAUUUGGGAGUCGGCGAAAUCAUCUGAACUGGGUCACAGUCACACAGACACUCAGAUCCUGACAUUUCCUGGGUUUGAAAAACAAAAGGGCCAAAUGUAUACAUGGCUUGGGAACGGUGAGGGUUAACAGUCAAAAUUUCAAAAGGGAAGACAAGAUGAUUUGCAAGUUUAGAGAAGUGGGCAAAAGAACGUUGGACCAAACAUGGCAUAACAUUUUCUGCAUUUUGUAAUUAAUCUGAGCAAGGGGUAGGUUCUGUUACCCAUUAAGAGUUCACCCUCCCACCCCCUCAACCUGUUGAAACCCUUGUUGGCAGUAUGGAAAAGGAGGAUUAUACAAAGAGGUUAUACCAAGAGCUACCCGUACCUAUUGGAGCAGGCCUGUUAAAUGUCGAUUCCUCUUCAAUAAACCACUCACAUUAAGUCUAGCUUUAAAACGUUAACCAUGACAAAUGCUGCACAGAGGACUCGUUUCUGAAUGUCUUAAUCCUUGUGGGAAAGGUUUAUAGAAUUGUGAAGUCUUGCCAGAAGUUAUGUUAAACCUGCUCCCCCUGCCCCUUCCUUUGUUCUGGAGCCACAGGAGUAGACUAUCUUCACCAGGCCUCCUUUGGGGCAGAAACCUGCACUGUGUCAUUUCCACAUUGUAGUUCUGAUUGUGUUUCAGUGGCUCCAUUCAACAUCAGCGUUCGAUGGUCAGCAUUGGAGAUGCAUAACUGAAUAACGGCCGCUGCUAUGAAAAUUACGGCCAAGCACCAUGCCACGUUUCUCAGUGAACAGAGACUUUAUCCUGACUUUCGUUCCCCACCCGCUUGCAGGAAACAUACAUUUUAAUAGCUUUUUGACAUAUUUCAGUUCCGAUCGUCGCAUCCUUUAAGCUUUCCGUAAUGGUGCCAAUAGUUGAAAAAAAAAGUAAUUCUGCCUCUUCCUAUUAUUAUUAUUAUUAUUAUUAUUUUUAUAUUAAAGUACGGAAAUAUCAGUAGAAUACUGAACUAAAACAAAACAAAUAUUUUAGCAGAAAAUAAAAACAUUUAUGUUACAAA